CCAAUCUACCAUCUCCCAUCCUUCAUUCACCCCCUCCCUCUCCCUCUCCCUCUCUCUCUCUCUCUCUCUCUCUCUCUCUCUCUCUCUCCUGCAUUUGUGUGUGAGAAUUGAGAAAAACAAAAUGAACUUUAAUUGCAAAUCAUCAUAUGCAUACUCAAAGAUGGAAAUGGAAGAUCCAGAAGAGAUAAAGAGCAGAAAAGCAAGAUUCUUGAUCUACAAAUCAUUGGAAAAGGCAGACGAAUCGAUCCGAAAAAGCCGAAAACCAUCUUGGUUGAAAGUAAGGAUAUUCAAACUGAAGAUCAAGUUUGGGAAGAAUAUGAAGAAGUUGAAGAAAAGCUUGUUGGUUGCAAGCAGGUGUGGGGCAGCAAGAGUUGGUGUUUUUCAACAAUGGAAGAACAUGUUUACUAUUAGAAAGGCAAUGCUCAAGAUCCCCACAGUAUUACCAUCAAUCCAAUGAUCUGUUCUCCUCUUCAUGUCAUAUGUUUGUUCAAAAUUUUGAGUUCUUUUUAUUUCUAUAUGUUCUUAUGAGAAUCACAAUAUUUAUCAUUGUGAUUGGGAUAUUAGCUUGAUAAAGGUUGGAACUUGUUUUUUGGGAAAGUUUUCAAAUUAUAUAUUAUAUAUAGAGUUAUAUGUUUGUGAAUCAUA
This is a messenger RNA of Helianthus annuus (common sunflower), 645 nucleotides long. RefSeq lists its product as uncharacterized. Lineage: Eukaryota; Viridiplantae; Streptophyta; Magnoliopsida; Asterales; Asteraceae. The record is from RefSeq and is a predicted model, not a curated record. The transcript has a single exon. Bases 122 to 457 code for a protein of 111 amino acids.